GUUUUUAAAUUUUAAGAUAAUUCGAUUGGGAUUUAAAAAUUGAAAAUAUUUGUACCGUAAUACGGUGCAUGAUUGAACUGUGAUUUACAACCAGUGCUUGUACAUGGAAGUAAGUGUCCAUAUAUCAAGUUUUGGACAUGAUGUACUGGAAUCGAUGCUGUCAAAGUAAGGUGCGUCCACUCGCCGUUCUGGGUGUUGCCGUCUUGUGUUGUAUGUUAGUGCGGUGGAUAGCCAGCUUUAGUUUUACUAGAUCUAAAUGUCCACAAAGCUCUUUUUUCGAUCUACAACGUGCAUACGAGUCUCUUGCAGUCGCCCAGCGUGAAAGGCACGUGUCAUCAUUGUUAACUAUUAGGACGACAACAAAUCGAGAAAGAUCGACGACAGACAAACUGAUUGAAAAGCAUAUAAAACAGCAAAAGAAGAACAGCCUAACGCCGAUGUUACUUGAGGGUCCGGACAAAUUUAUCUCGAGGGGCAAAGCAGCGUGGUCAGAAAACACAGUUCUUUUUGGGCGACCCAAGAAAAAGACCGGCUACCUGACCAUUGGUAUACCUGUGGUAAGACGGAAACUCGAGGGGGACCGGUAUCUCUCUUCCACUGUGUCGUCAAUCAUAGCAGUGACUUCAGACACCGAGAAAGAAAACAUUACUAUUGUCAUCUUCAUGUCGGAUUUCAAUAAAACAUGGAACUUGGAGAUGAGUCAACAAAUAAGCGAAAUAUAUUCGGAACAUAUAAACACGGGUUUUCUUCAAGUGAUUCACAGUCCCCGAAAUAUUUAUCCAGAUCUGGGUAUUAACGCAAACUUAAAUGGGGACUCCAAAGACAGAGUUGCAUGGAGGUCGAAACAAAAUAUAGAUUAUGCUUAUUUGAUGUGGUACAGUAAGCAAGUCUCUGAAUUUUAUCUGCAAAUCGAAGACGAUGUGAUAGCGGCUAGUGAUUUUUACGCCGAUAUUAGGAACUUAAUCAGUCAAAAAAUUGCUAUUCCUUGGAUUGUUUUUGAAUUUUCUCGGAUGGGUUUUAUCGGGAAAUUAUUGCGUUCUGAAACCUUGCCAAGAUUGGCUAGCUAUCUUUUGUCUAUGUACAAUGUGUUGCCGUGCGAUCUUUUGCUGACGAAUUUUAGAAUUCUUCAUAAUCAAGUCUCUCCCAUAUUUCAUAAAAAAGGUCUGUUUCAGCAUGUUGGGAAAAUAUCCUCAUUGCAAGGAAAACUCGCGCCAUGGACCGAUAAAAGUUUUAAAGACUCCAUUGACUUUACCAAAUUUGAUAUCAAGGUCGACAAUCCAGUGGCAGACGUAAUCUCCAAUAUGGAAGCAAUCCCUGGAUCUUUGCCAGAGAACGCAUAUCUAACAAGCAACGACAUGUCAUUUUUUGCAGUCAAAAGUUUAAGAGCCAACGACUUUUACAGGAUUGUUUACCCAAAGCCAAUCAACAUCAGUAGAAUUACAGUAUCUACCGGCCACCCUGUUAGGAGGACAGGUGCUAUAAAACGUGCCCUUUUGAAGAUAGGAAAUGGUCGCGGGGAAAUAGGCGAACGAUGUAUUCCCGACCAGCCAGUCGGUUCGUUCUAUUACGGGGAGUUCGACUCUGAGAUCCAAGAAUAUGUAAUUCCGUUCAGUGUAAAAUGCAUUUCCAUAGAGUCACAACAAAACGUAUCUAAGAUGAUAAUUAUAAGAAAAAUAUGGGUUACGACACAGAGUUGACACAUAACUAAACAGUUGAAGGUAUCACCGAUGGCAUCGGGGCUAUAUCUGUUUAUCCGAAUUCCUGCCGCUAGUUCUGAUGCCUCGGAGUAUUAGCACAUCACCACAGAGUCAUGACGGUUAUAUUAAUAUUGUUUUACAUGUAGAAAAUUCAUUUGAAAUUAAAAUAGAAAAUAUCUAGUAAAGAGUGCAGUUAAUGUUUUACUAUUUUUGCUAAUAAAAAUAUGAUAUUAAAAUAAAAUAAAAAUAGAGUA
Molecule: messenger RNA, 1951 nt
Organism: Magallana angulata
Lineage: Eukaryota; Metazoa; Mollusca; Bivalvia; Ostreida; Ostreidae
Product: alpha-1,6-mannosyl-glycoprotein 4-beta-N-acetylglucosaminyltransferase-like
Exons: 5
Coding region: 138-1697 (519 amino acids)
Biological process (GO): protein N-linked glycosylation
Molecular function (GO): acetylglucosaminyltransferase activity
Source: RefSeq, a predicted model, not a curated record